GUAGAGUGUUUAGCAACAUUUUAAAAACAUUAACAAGAUAUUCAACAUUUUUGCGUGUGCACAUUAUUUUAUCUACAUCAUUUGGAUUAUGUGGCGAGUUUUUUGUGGCCUAACAUAUGUGUCAUCACUUUUAACUAGUUCACGAGUUUCCUGACCACCGGCACCAGGCAGUAGUGGCACUCAUUGCUAGCUAGCUGUAGCUGCUAGCAAUGAGCUUUCCUCAGCAGCUUCAUUAACCAGCUCGACCUAUUUUAUUUCUAUGUGACAUUUGUAAUGAGAUUUGACAGUCAGUGGUUACUAGCCUCUGUCCCACCGCUUAUAGUUGUGUGGUCAGCAGUUUCGCGGAGCUGUCAACUAGCCGGCACUAAUAGUUUGUUAGCUAUAUGGCUAACAUACAGCAGGGCGUUGGUUUAAAUCAUUUCUGCCAUGGACUCAUUGCUGUCUGUGUAUGUUUUUAUUAGGCUGAGUUGCUAUCAGUGAGACUGCAGAACCCCCCCUUCCCUUCCCAGUAUGGCUGCAGACCUGAUGGAGAUUGAUGACUCCCUUUACAGUCGCCAGCGAUAUGUGCUUGGAGACUGUGCUAUGCACCAGAUGGCCCGGUCAUCAGUAUUUCUCAGUGGGAUGGGAGCACUGGGGGUAGAGAUUGCAAAGAAUAUCACCCUUGCUGGUGUGAAGGCGGUUACUCUUCAUGACACUAAGCUAUGUGAGACCUGGGAUCUUGGCCUCAACUUUUUUAUCCGCAAAGAUGAUGUAUUGAGCCAGCGGAGGAGGGUAGAAGCAGUGUGUCCUCGGGUCGCAGAGUUGAACCCCUAUGUUCAGGUUGAGAUGUCUUCCUCCCCUCUUGACGAUAAUACCGAUCUCAGUUUUCUCAGAAAGUAUCAGUGUGUAAUUUUGACAGAGGUCAGUUUAAACCUGCUGAAGAGGGUAAAUGAGUUCUGCCACUCACAACAGCCUCCCAUCAGAUUCAUCUGCUGUGACUCGCACGGCAUCUGUGUUCGAGUGUUUUGUGAUUUUGGAGAGGAGUUUGAAGUGUCCGAUCCCACAGGAGAAGAACCAAAGGAGAUCUUCAUCCAAAGUAUAUCACAGGAUAAUCCUGGAGUUGUAACCUGUAUGGACAACCAGCCUCAUGGUCUACAGACGGGACAGAGUGUAAUCUUCAGAGAGGUGGUGGGCAUGGCGGAGCUCAACGCCACCGCACGACAGGUUUCAGUCAUUUCCCCUUACAGUUUUUCAAUCGGAGACACGUCACAGUUCCAACCAUAUUUGCACGGAGGGUUUUUUCUACUGGUGAAAACCCCUAAGACAUACAAAUUUGAAACUUUAGAACAACAGCUUUGUGAUCCUCAGGUCCUGAUUCCAGACUUCAGCAAACCAGAGGCUCCUCUGCAGAUCCACGCAGCCAUGGUGGCUCUGGACGCCUUUCAGGAGCAGAACUGCAGACUUCCCAACGUUGGGUGUUUACAGGAUGCUGAGCUUUUACUGAAAUUGACUGAAGAAGUCAACGCGACUUUAAAGAACAAGGCUCCUGUGAAUGCUGAGCUGGUGCGAUGCCUGUCCAGAACAGCCAAAGGAACCCUCCCACCCUUAGCUGCUGCCGUAGGAGGAAUAGCCAGUCAGGAAGUUCUCAAGGCCAUCACAGGGAAGUUUGCACCCCUGCAGCAAUGGUUUUACCUUGACACCAUUGAAGUAGUCAGGCCUCUUCAGGCCCUCUCUGUGGAGGAGUUCAUCCCCAGAGGCGACCGAUACGAUGCCUUACGCGCUUGCAUCGGAGAAUCGAUGUGCCGAGACCUGCAAGCGCUCAAGGUUUUCAUGGUCGGCUGUGGUGCAAUAGGCUGCGAGAUGCUGAAAAACUUUGCCCUGCUCGGGGUGGGACUGUCCAAGAGCUCAGGAGAGGUGUGCAUCACAGACCCAGACCUCAUAGAGAAGUCCAACCUCAACCGGCAGUUUCUCUUCAGGCCCCACCACAUCCAGAAGCCAAAAAGCACCACAGCAGCCGACGCCACACACGACAUCAACCCCGACCUGCAGAUCGACGCCCGCCUGCACAAGGUGUGCCCGGCCACCGAGAGCGUCUACAGCGACGCCUUCUACACCUCGCAGGGCGUGGUGGUCACUGCUCUGGACAACGUGGAGGCGCGCCGCUACGUGGACAGCCGCUGCGUGUCCAAUCAGAGACCUCUUCUGGACUCUGGCACCAUGGGAACUAAAGGACACACAGAGAUCAUUGUGCCGAACUUGACAGAGUCCUACAAUAGCCAUCGGGACCCCCCAGAAGAGGAGAUCCCAUUCUGCACUCUCAAGUCGUUCCCGUCUGUUAUAGAGCACACCAUCCAGUGGGCCAGAGACAAGUUUGAGAGUGCUUUUUUCCACAAGCCCUCCAUGUACAACUCCUUCUGGCAGAUGCACCCUUCGGCUGAGGUGGUGCUCCAGAGGAUGCAGACGGGGGAAAGCCUGGAGGGAUCAUUCCAGGUCAUUAAGCUGCUCAGCAGGCGGCCCAGCAGGUGGGAGCAGUGCGUCGCUAUGGCCCGACUGAAGUUUGAGAAGUACUUCAAGAGAAAGGCCCUACAACUACUGCACUGCUUUCCUCUGGACACAAGGUUAAAGGAUGGAAGUUUAUUUUGGCAGUCGCCAAAAAGACCUCCAGCACCCAUUGAAUUUGACCUGAAAGACUCUUUGCACUUCACCUUCAUCAUCAGUAUUGCGCGGCUCUUUGCCGGGAUUUAUAACAUCCCUUACUCAGAAAAGGAUCUCACCGAAGAGGCGGUGGCAAGCAUCCUCUCAGAUCUCAAGAUCCCGGAGUACAGACCCACAGAAAAAUGCAUAGAGACGGACGAGUCGGUGAAGAAGCCCGACCAGAUGAAGAUGCCUCUGAGCAGCGAGGAGGAGAGGGAGGCCAUCGCGCAGCUGGAGGGAGCCAUCGCCGCCGACCGGGCCUCAGCAGCGGGGCUACGGAUGAGCCCCCUCCUCUUUGAAAAGGACGACGACGACAACGGCCACAUAGACUUCGUCACGUCGGCGUCCUCCCUCAGAGCCAGGAUGUACUCCAUCCAGCCAGCCGACCGGCUAAAGACCAAACGGAUCGCCGGCAAGAUCAUCCCCGCCAUCGCCACGGCAACAGCCGCUGUGGCCGGACUGGUCUCUCUGGAGCUGAUCAAAGUGGUUGGAGGCUACGAGUUUGAGUCAUUCAAAAACUGCUUCUUUAACUUGGCCAUUCCAGUCGUCGUGCUGUCGGAAACGGCCGCCGUGAAAAGGACACCCAUCAGAAAUAACAUCUAUUUCACCAUCUGGGACUGCUGGACCAUCUUUGGCCACGAGGACUUCACUCUGUCUGACUUCAUGAAUGCAGUCAGGGAAAAGUACGGAAUCGAACCCAUUAUGGUCGUCCACGGUGUGAAGAUGCUCUAUGUGCCCGUGAUGCCUGGACACUCCAAAAGACUGAAGCUGACGAUGCAGAAGCUGAUCAAGCCAUUGGCGGACCGCCGCUACGUCGACCUCACGGUGUCGUUCGCUCCAGAGGCGGACGGCGACGAGGACCUGCCCGGCCCUCCGGUCAGGUACCACUUCAGCCCCGAAGACAAGGCGCACUGACGGCUCCCCCAGACGCCAUCUUGAAACCUCACGUGUCCUUAUGUACGAUCUUUCAUGUAAACUGUUUCAAGAAGGAAAAACAAAAAAAAAAGAAAAAGAAAAAAUAGGCCAUGGCCAAGAGUUAUCCUGCAGGAUCAUAAAGGCUCCUGGUCCCAGCACAAUCACUUCACGGAGCUAGAGUGUGGGGGGGCACAAGUGGUCCCAGAUGUUCUUGCCUGAUGGAACACAAAGGCUGCUUGAGUAGCACUUAUUAUUGUACCUCUGUACAUAUAUUUUUUUUUGUUUUCUCUGUUCUGUUUUGUACUCUGGUGAAACGCACAGCUCCGCCUGUGUUGAUGCCUUAAAAACAAUCAAUUCUAUUUUAUUUCCGUUUGUUUGUGGCUGUAAGCCUUAAAGAGGAAAAAGGAACAGUUUUCUCCCCUCAACGCGCAACCCAUCUCGCCCCUUUUUUUUUUCGAAAAUCCAUUCGUCCAAAGGAGAAAGAGGAGUGUGUGUGUGUGUGUGGAGGAUAGUCUGGCGCGUCAAACACUCUUAAGUCGGCAGCCAUCCGCUCACCUCCUUUCUCAGGAUGUCUCGAUCGAGUCUCAUCGCAACAGAUCGACACAUGGCGCGGCCGAACGGCUCAGCUGGUCCGUGGAAAGUGGCGAAACCCACCAAAGAGACUCGGCAUCACUGUGCGUGCAAACGGUCGUUCAUUUUUGCUCACGUUUCGUCAUGGAUAAAAAAAACAAAAAAAAAAACAUGCUUUUAUCACCGGAGCAGUUGCAUGUAGGAAAAGCUGUUUUUUUAAAUCACAUCGCGCCUCGUCUGAUCUGUGUCCUACUAGCAGGAGACGCCUGAACGCAGCUUACCAACUCCUUGAUUGAGUUACUGCACUGACAAAUGGAACACAUUAUGCUUUUAAAAUAAAUAAACGAAUGAGUGAAUCAUUGGGUCAAACUGGACUAAGUUAAAGACUGGUUCAAUACAAGGAGAAGCCAACAUCUGGGAUCACACUUAUCACAUCUGCUUAGUGAUGUAUGUCUGUUCUGUAUUUAUUUACAUAUGACUUUUUUAGUUUAUUUUUUUCCCCCAUCGAGCUGAGUCCGUGUGAAUGAGCUCAGUUGAGUUUCAUUGCACCGGUUAACUAAUGAAAACUAGUUAUCAUGAGCGUUAACUGAGGCAAG
Molecule: messenger RNA, 4754 nt
Organism: Menidia menidia (Atlantic silverside)
Lineage: Eukaryota; Metazoa; Chordata; Actinopteri; Atheriniformes; Atherinopsidae
Source: the annotation of a GenBank genome assembly